UCAAGUGCCCUGGGAGGGGACAGGGUGGAGUUGCUGGCCGAGAGCAUUUCUGCCCAGGAGGUCUCGGGCUCAUCCAGAGGGAGGAAAGGACGAGCUCCCCGCCGGGCAACGGCACGCCGUGGAAGAGAUGACAGCCAGGAGAGGGAAGCUGUAAAGGGGCUGAAGCUGCUUCACGUGGGGACACGUUCCUAGAGGACCUUUCACCCGACCCCUCUCUGCUACAAAGCUCUGUAUGGGAAGGAGCUGGCCAUGGAUAAGCUGUACCUUGCGGGGAACAGCUUAUGGACAAUCAACAGCUCGCUGGGGAACAGCAGCCUCAGCCUGGAGAACCAGACGUCUGGGAGGAACAGCACCACUGACCCCUUGAAGAGGAAUGAGGACAUGGCCAAAGUGGAGGUGACUGUCCUCUGCCUCAUCCUGUUCCUGGCCCUGACCGGCAAUCUGUGCGUGCUGCUGGCCAUCCACACCACCCGGCAGAAACACUCCCGCAUGUACUUCUUCAUGAAGCACUUAAGCAUCGCUGACCUGGUGGUGGCCAUCUUCCAGGUGCUGCCCCAGCUUAUCUGGGACAUCACCUUCAGGUUUUAUGGGCCAGAUUUCCUCUGCCGGUUGAUCAAGUACUUGCAGGUAGUGGGGAUGUUUGCUUCCACCUACAUGCUCUUGCUGAUGUCACUGGACCGGUGUUUGGCCAUCUGUCAGCCGCUGAGGUCUCUGCACAGGAGAGCUGAUCGGGUCUCUGUCCUCCUCACCUGGCUGCUGUGCCUGCUGGUCAGCAUCCCUCAGAUCCACAUAUUUUCCCUGAGGGAUGUGGGAAAUGGGGUCUAUGACUGCUGGGCAGAUUUUAUCCAGCCCUGGGGACCCAAAGCUUAUGUCACCUGGAUAACCCUCAUGGUCUACAUCAUCCCCGUGCUGAUGCUGAGCAUCUGCUAUGGAUUGAUCAGUUUCAAAAUCUGGCAGAACGUGAAGCUCAAGACAGCUCACGGGCCGAACGUGAGCCUGAGCUCCACUUCCCACGGUGGGACAGCGUUUGCCAGGGUCAGCAGCACCAGGCUCAUCUCUAAAGCCAAGAUCCGGACAGUCAAAAUGACCUUCAUCAUAGUGUUAGCUUUCAUAGUGUGCUGGACUCCCUUUUUCUUUGUGCAGAUGUGGUCCGUGUGGGACACGAAUGCUCCACAGGAAGGUAUGUCCUCUCUUCGUUCGUGCCUGUAG
Molecule: messenger RNA, 1209 nt
Organism: Struthio camelus australis
Lineage: Eukaryota; Metazoa; Chordata; Aves; Struthioniformes; Struthionidae
Source: RefSeq, a predicted model, not a curated record